Lichtheimia ornata is the source of this 1491-nucleotide messenger RNA. RefSeq lists its product as uncharacterized. The transcript has 8 exons. Lineage: Eukaryota; Fungi; Mucoromycota; Mucoromycetes; Mucorales; Lichtheimiaceae. Gene Ontology annotation, cellular component: membrane. The coding region runs from base 1 to 1491 and encodes 496 amino acids. Gene Ontology annotation, molecular function: transmembrane transporter activity. Gene Ontology annotation, biological process: transmembrane transport. The record is from RefSeq and is a predicted model, not a curated record.
AUGCAAUCACAAUCCAGCAGUAGUAGCCACACUAUCAGUGUGAAUAACAAAGGUCCUCCUAAAGGACAUGAUGAUGAUACCUUGGACGACGACGAACAUAUACCAUUGCUUGCUCAGCAACAACAACGGCAACUGUCAGAGUGGAAUGUGAUCAUCCCCCUUUGCUCCAUUGUGUUUUGUAGCGCAGCGAUUCUUGCACCACAACUACAAUUCCUAACCGAGAUUUUUUGCGAUCGGUAUUAUGAUUCCCGUAGCGAAGCCAAUGACGACGAUAGCUCUAUUCCCAUGCAAGAUUGUACUAUACCCCAAGUUCAAGGCAUUGUCGCUACUGCACAAGCUGUAAUCCAAUUGCUUACCGGUGGAUCAACAUUGCUUGCUGUGAGCUAUUUUGGCCACAUGUCAGAUAUCAAAGGCAGAGUUACGGUGAUGCGUAUUGGCGUGUUUGGUAUUGCGCUAUUGUUCUCAACAUACAUUGUUGUUGGCAAGCUGUACAAUGUGAUUGGCAUUCUUCCCUUGUUCGUUGUCUCAUCCAUUCGGGGUCUUUUGGUGGGCGACACGGGGCUGAUGAUGGCCGUUCAGACCUACAUUUCAGAUUGUACAACGACCGAAAGAAGGACAGUGGCAUUUGGGCGCAUGAUUGCUGGUAUCGUUUGUGCCACAAUGCUUGGCGCCAAUGCAUCAAGUAUGGUCAUUAAGGCAUUUGGAACAACGCUUGCUCCUUUUUACAUGUCGCUGAUGAUAUCCACGGUCGUAUUUUUCGCGACCUACAUAAUCCCUGAAUCCAACAAGCAUCAAGAACGUAGCAAAUCGACAGCACCAAGCGUAUGGCAACAACUCAACAUGUUUCGAUCUAUCAAGACGCUUUUUUCUUUCCAAUCGCCGUUGCCGGUAUCCAAGUAUGCAUUGCCAUUGAUGGCCUCUGUCAGCUUUCUGAACACGGUGGUUAUUAUGCCACCCAUUUUAUUAUAUGCUAUGCUUGAGUAUCAUUGGACUGCUUAUGAAGGUGGUCUCUUGAUUGGUAUCAUGUCAUUUGUUAAGCUUAUCAUAACAACGGUCGUCUUGCCAAUACUAAACAAGCUUGUUAUCACUCGUGGCAUCACAAGCGAGGCUCAACGUGCUGACCGCUUACUACGAUUCAACAUUUGGAUGGUACGCAUUGGAUGUGCGUUCAUGGCUUUGGAGCUCUUUGCUAUUGGCUUGGCACGUACAGCUUCUGAGAUGCUUGUUGCCGUGUUGAUUGGCUCAUUUUCCAUGUUGGGUCAACCAUCAGGCCGUGCUUUGUUGACCACACUUGUCGAUCCUGCAGAUGUAGGCAAGGUUUUGGGUGCCGUUGCCACCGUGGAUACAGUGGGCAUGUUACUUGCCCAAUUCGGAAUGAAUGCGAUUUAUGGUGCAACGGUGUCAUUCAUGCCUAGCUUUACAUUCCACCUUUGCGGUGUCAUUGCCACGCUAGCGUGUACUGCUGCAUGUUUUAUCCGCUACAAGCGAUAG